AUGAAUUCCCAGAUUCCUCAAGGAAUCCUUUCAGAUUUAUCCCACCUAGCAGUCCUAUCAAAUGAAAUCCUUACUCUAAUAAAAGGCUCAUUUGAAGAGUUUUCCUGUAUUGAGCAUUUUGAAAAAGAUCAAGAAGAACAAUUUCAUUCAGAAAUUUCAAACGAAAUUUGCAAAAACCUGAAUUUAAUUGCCAAACAAGCUGUAAACUUGCUAAGCCAAGUUAUUGAAAAUAAUGAAAAAGCUGAAGAAUUAAAUAAAGAAAUCGAGCUUGAAAGAGAAAAAAUCGAGGAAUUGACGAAUAAUUUUUCGGCGCUACAAGAAGAUUAUAAUGAUCUUUUAGAGUACAAAGAAUUGUAUGAAAAAUCAAUUGAAAUUGAAAAAGAUAGAGAAAUUGAUACUGAUUAUUUAAAUAUGAUUGAAGAAAGUAAAGCUGAAAUUAAUGAGCUAAGGAAGGGAUUAGGCAUUUUAGAAGAGGAUAAAAAUUUGCUUGAAGCUAAAUAUAACGCUUUAAGAAAUAAAACUGAAGAAAACCAUUCAUUUGAUGCAAGGAAUUAUGAACAGGUUAUCGCUGUAAUUGAGGUAGAAAAGACAAGGCUGGAAAAGGAAAAUGAGGAAAUUAAGAAAAUUUUAAAUGAAAAAGAAAAGAUGCUGAAGGAGAGGGAAAGAGAAAAUGAAGACAGUUUAGGAGAAAUUGAGAAGAGAGAUUUGUGCUUGAAUAAAGCUAAGUUGAUGAUUAAUCAGCUCAUUGCUGAAGGAGAAAAGCAAAGUAAAGAAAAUUAUGAAAUAAAAGAAGAGUAUAAUAUGUAUAUGAAAGAAGCUGAAAAAAUGAUAAAUGAUUUGAAUAAUCAGCUGUUGAAAGAUGCGCAGCACGAAGAUCAGCUGAGAGAAGAACUGAAUAGGCUGAGAGAUCAAAUAAUUAAAUCAGAAAAUGAAUUAUCGCAAAGUAUGUAUACCUUAAAUAUAUAUUUAAAAUAAUUAAUUAAUAUUUUUUAUAAAAAAUAAUUGAAGAUCCAAAUAGGAAUAUAUUAUUAAAGAAACUGCUGAGCAAAAUACAGAUUUACAAUUACAACUUAAAGAAUUAAAUAAAAGCGAAAAUCUUCAGCUUGUAGAAAUUUCCAGGAUAAAAAUUCAGCACAAGAGAUCAUUAGCAAUUACAAGCCCCCAUCUAACUUUCCUCAUAAAAGGUAUAAAGCAAGCCAACACCACAAUUACCCUCGACACAUACGGCCAAACAGACAACAAUGAAACACUAUUUCUAUCUCUCACAGAAUACGAAAAAAUCAACUCAAAAAUCGACCUCCUCGAAAGAGAGCUCGAAAAAAGUCAAUAUGAAGCCACAAAUUUAAAAGAAAACAACUCAGAUUUACAGCACAAAUUGUCUACCAAAAUAGAAGAAUUCCAAGCUAGCCUUUCCCUACAAAAAGCUAUGAAAGAUGAAUUUGUCGAAAUGAUUAAAGGAUAUAAAACAGAAAUCCAGGCAAGUAAAGAGAAAGCUAAUUUAGAAAGAAAACUUAAAGACGAUCUCUAUGAAAUUGAAAAAAAAUUAGAAAUUGCAUUAAAAUCAGAACUGGAAUGUAAUGAAAAAAUACAAAUGACAGAAAAAGCUUUUAAUGAGCAAGCAAAAGAGCUUGAAGCCAUUGAGAUUGCAGUUUCUCUGCUGGAAGAAGAAAUUUCUUUAACUGUUAAUCAUAAUGAAGCACUUCCAACAAGGGUACUUGAUAUAAAAACUAGAGUUAUCCAGCUUAUCAAAGCGAAGGAAAUUGAAAUAAAAGGACUUAAAGAAGCCAAUGAUACAAUAAAAAUGAACCAUUAUUAUACAUCGCAGUCAGAUUUGCUUUAUAAAUCUCAAGACUCAACUCAGUAUAAAACAAUGACUGCAGAUACAUUAAGAGGGUUUGUGUCUUUAACUAGAAGCAGAGAAGGGCUUCUAAAAUCAUAUCAGACAGCUGAUAGUAUUACAGACAGAAGAUACAAAAGUAGCAAUACAAGAGAUUUAUGCGAUAAAGAAACUCUUCACUCCCCCCCCUCGAAAUUCGACCAAGAUUUUUAAAAAAAAUUAUAUAGAAUUGUUUUAAUAUAAUUUAGUAGUUAAAAAAAACAUUAUUUAUCAUAUUCUUCUGUAUGGUUGAGAGGGUGUAAGUUAGAAAAAAUAGUGCAAGAUGGUUUUGUAACGCUUUUUUAGAACUUGAAUACAAAAAUCGCAAGCUCACCCCCACAUAGUUUAAAAAAUUUUGCAAAAUUGCUUAUUUUCCUAGUAAAUUUAUAUAGGUCUUGGUCGAACUUUGAGGGGGGUUAAUUUUCCAAAAAAAUAGGAAUUUUCCCUAUAUCUUGGUCGAACUUCGAGGGGGGGGGAGUCAGGAAAAAGAAGAUUAUAUUUAUAAAUUAGAAUCAAAAAUAAGACGAUUAAAAAAGCAUUCACAUCAUAAGUGUCGAGGGAAAAGCAUGGAAGUAAGUGAAGUAAAAAUACUUGUUGAAGACAUUAUGAAUGUAAUACAAGGCAAAGAAGCUGUAUCAAUUUUAAUUGGAAAUGAUGCAAAAAAUAUAGAAAUUGUAAUUAUUUACACACAGUAAAACAAAAUUUUAUUUGAUAAAAAUGUGUAUAAGUCUCCUUCCCAAAAAAUAUUUUUAACCAAUUCAUAAUGUGAUAUCGCAACGCAGAUUUGCCAGAUAAAUCUUUUUAUUUGUCACUUAUAGAAAUCCUUCAAAAAUCACCUUCUUUGAAAGACCAAGAAAAAAGACUAAAUAUUUUGAAACAAAUUUUAGAAAAUGGGUCUAUCAUGGCUUUUUCUACACAGAUUUUAGGCUGCAUCCAAAGGCUAGCAGCAUCUCGACAUAUUGACAUAAUGAAAGAAAUUUUUAAUGUCACUAAAAAAAUGCAUAUGAGUUUUUCUGCUUCUAAAGAAAGUAUUGUAAAGGUAAGCAGAUGCAUUGAAGGAAUGAAAGAUUCUAUAAAUGAAGCAGAAAAUAUGCAUAAAGGGCUUAUAGCUAUAAGGAUAUUAGAUAUGGUUUCUGGGUUUUUAAUUGAUUUACUAGAAGAGUAUGAAAAUAAUAAUGCAAAUAUUGAAAUUAUUAUUGAUGAUUUAACAAAUUUUUGUAGCUGUUAGUUAUUAAGACUUAUAGAGAAGCCUGCUGCAUUUCCAUGUGGACUAUCUCUACCCAUAUCACUCGCUUCGAUUGUUCUUAAAAAGGUUGAUCCUGCCUGACGAGGGUGUGCACUUCACCCAGUAGUUGAGUGAUUCGCGUUACCGUUAUGUAAAUCUACAAGGUUGUCUGCCAUUUAAAAUUUCAAAUGGUUGAAUUUUCUUGUCGACUCUCAAACCCGUUGUCUAAGGUGUUUCACACAGUGGAAUAGCCCCCGACUGCUCAAGGCAAACGCCAUUAAUUCUGUUGCAAAACCAAGCUCCAAAUUUCAGAUCCAUCUCCCUCUGAGGCAAAAACCUAGCAUUGGAAUAAAGCCAGAGGUCAGCCACCCUGACAUUGCCCUUCCCCAGCCCAAGAAAAGUUGUCGGAUACACAAUAUUCCUUCCUUGGGGUCCCUGGCACCCUGUAGGAUGCUAGCUACAAAAGUUAAGAGGGUUGGUUGAUUCGCCAUGCCAUUUUAAUAUAUAUACAAAUCUUUUGUAA
This is a messenger RNA of Blepharisma stoltei, 3624 nucleotides long. The record is from the annotation of a GenBank genome assembly. NCBI's taxonomy places the organism in Eukaryota, Ciliophora, Heterotrichea, Heterotrichida, Blepharismidae.